UAAACAUGCAUAUUUUAUCCACACUACCAAACAACACUCAUUUCCUGCUACUAAAAUCACAACAAUGGAGGAAACAAGAAGAAGAAAAGGAGGAAGCAGCAGCAGUAGCAGCAGCAGCAGCAGCAUCCCUGAAGUGCUUCUCAUCUCCUCUUCUCGCUCGGCGAAGCCGAUGCCGCUCAUCGGGCUCGGCACCGCUGCGUACCCGUUCGUGGCGUCGGCCACGAUGCGCGCAGCCAUGCUGCGCGCCGUUGAGCUCGGCUACCGCCACUUCGAUGCCGCAGCGCUCUACCGCUCCGAGCAGCCCCUCGGGGAGGCCGUCGCCGAGGCCGUGUCGUCCGGCCUUGUCGCCUCCCGCGCCGACCUCUUCGUCACCUCCAAGCUGUGGUGCUGCGACGCCUGCCCCGGCCGCGUCCUCCCCGCCCUCCGAACUACCCUCGCGAACCUUCAGAUGGAGUAUGUGGAUCUCUAUUUAAUACACUGGCCGGUGAGCACGAAGCAGGGGAGGUACGAGCUGCCGUUUCCGAAGGAGGAGCUCCUACCGUCGUUCGACAUGAAGGGGGUAUGGGCGGAGAUGGAGGAGUGUUACAGGCUCGGGCUGGCGAAGGCGAUCGGCGUCAGCAAUUUCUCCUGCAAGAAGAUGCAGGACUUGCUCUCGUUUGCGGAAGUACUCCCCGCCGUCAACCAGGUUGAAGUGAACCCUCUGUGGCAGCAGAAGAAGCUGAGGGAGUACUGUGCAAGCAAGGGGGUUCAACUGUGUGCUUACUCACCUUUGGGAGCAAGAGGGACUCUUUGGGGUAAGGAUUGGGUUAUGGAGUGUGAGACCCUCAGGGAGAUUGCUCAAGCCAAGGGGAAAACUCUAGCUCAGAUCUGCAUAAGGUGGGUGUAUGAGCAAGGGGACUGUGUUUUGGUGAAGAGCUUCAACCCAGAGAGGCUCGAGGAGAACCUGGACAUAUUGGAUUGGGAGCUGAGUGAAGAGGAGAGGCAAAGGAUCAGUGAGAUCCCCCAGAGAAAAGGGUUCCCUGGAUUGGAGUUCAUCUCACCUCACCAUGGCCCCUACAAAUCCCUUGAGGAGCUAUGGGAUGGUGAAAUCUAGUGAAACAAUUAAUGUGAUCACAAACUUUUUUUUUUUUUUUUUUUUGAGAGA
This is a messenger RNA of Ananas comosus (pineapple), 1144 nucleotides long. Its product is annotated as probable NAD(P)H-dependent oxidoreductase 1. Gene Ontology annotation, molecular function: aldose reductase (NADPH) activity. Gene Ontology annotation, cellular component: cytosol. The transcript is spliced from 4 exons. NCBI's taxonomy places the organism in Eukaryota, Viridiplantae, Streptophyta, Magnoliopsida, Poales, Bromeliaceae. The record is from RefSeq and is a predicted model, not a curated record. Bases 65 to 1093 code for a protein of 342 amino acids.